UCGACAAUAGUAUUCCCUGCUUAAAGAUGCUGGCCGUAUUGACAUUGAUCCUCAUCGUUCCAUAUGCAUAUGCUGUACAAUGGCCAAAAGGAAGCUAUACACUAGUCAAACCGAAAACAGGAUGCCCAUCUAGGUGGAGGGAAGGAUGGCGAAAGCAAGAUAAUGAAGAUGAACGAAAUUCUAAUGUGAUGCCAUUUGGACAUAAUUUCUACGGUCAAUUUGGACGAGACAUGAGUUUUCAAUAUUGUACCAAGGACGGACAUGCCAUAUCAGGAACUCAACAUUGGCCUAGAGGAAAUUACUGUAUUGUAAGACAAGGAAUAUCCUAUCCACCAGGUAUAUAUAUAUACUAACAUGUUAACCUUAAGAUUACUCAUUAAUAAUAGAUACAUAU
Messenger RNA from Mytilus californianus (California mussel), 394 nucleotides. RefSeq lists its product as uncharacterized. Lineage: Eukaryota; Metazoa; Mollusca; Bivalvia; Mytilida; Mytilidae. Gene Ontology annotation, cellular component: membrane. The transcript has 3 exons. Gene Ontology annotation, molecular function: wide pore channel activity. The coding region runs from base 27 to 353 and encodes 108 amino acids. The record is from RefSeq and is a predicted model, not a curated record.